AGAAUGGAGAGAAACACGACAGUUGCCAGCGACAUCCUGCGAAUCCAAGGCUUCGACAUUUCUCCGGAGUUCACGUACCCCGUGUUCUUCAUCCUGCUGUUCUUUUACUCCUCCCUGCUUUUCUCCAACAUCGGCGUUCUUGCGCUCAUCAUCAGCGAGAAGAGUUUGCACCAGCCCAUGUUCCUGCUGUUCUGUAACCUGCCCGUCAACGACCUGAUAGGUAACACCGUGCUGCUGCCUCGGCUGAUGGCUCACGUCGUCUCCACCGAGCGCUUCACGACCUACAACCAGUGCGUGGCUCAGGCCUUUUACAGCCACACGUUCGGCUCGGCCUCGCACAUGAUCCUCGUCAUCAUGGCCAUUGACAGGUACGUGGCCAUCUGCCACCCGCUCAGGUACCACUCCAUCAUGACGACCAGAGCCGUGAUCGGCCUGUCGGUGACCGCGUGGGGGGUGUCGCUGCUGCUCGUGUCCGUUCUCAUGGGCCUGACGGUGAGGCUGUCUCGUUGUAGGUCAGUGAUACAAAACGCGUAUUGUGACAACGCGUCGCUGUUCAAGCUUUCAUGCGAGGACGUGACCAUCAACAACAUCUACGGACUCUUCUUCACAGUGUUGCUGUUCAGCUGCUCGAUCGGGGGCAUCGCCAUCACCUACUUCCGAAUAGCCCUGAUCUGCUGGAUCAAGAAGAACAAGGAGCUGAACAGCAGAGCCCUGCAGACGUGCGCGAGCCACCUGGUCCUCUACCUCAUUAUGCUCUGGUCGGGAUUCUUAACCAUCAUACUGCAUCGUUUCCCAAAUUACCCAGAUUUAAGGAAGAUCGCAUAUAUUCUGUUCCAUGUGGUCCCGGCUAACUUGAAUCCGAUCAUUUAUGGAAUGCAAACGAGAUUAUUACGUGAUAAAAUUAUUCAAAUAAUUCGCAGGAAGUAG
Platichthys flesus (European flounder) is the source of this 927-nucleotide messenger RNA. RefSeq names its product olfactory receptor 5B12-like. Gene Ontology annotation, molecular function: G protein-coupled receptor activity; olfactory receptor activity. Gene Ontology annotation, biological process: G protein-coupled receptor signaling pathway. The coding region runs from base 4 to 927 and encodes 307 amino acids. Gene Ontology annotation, cellular component: membrane. NCBI's taxonomy places the organism in Eukaryota, Metazoa, Chordata, Actinopteri, Pleuronectiformes, Pleuronectidae. The transcript has a single exon. The record is from RefSeq and is a predicted model, not a curated record.